AUGCAAGGCAGCAGCAGCCCCGCUCGAACGGACCGCACCGCCGAGUUUUUUGGCAUCGCCGACGCGCUUCACGAGCUCGAUGGCCGCGUCGCGAGCAAGACGAGCCUCUUCGACGACCCGGCGCUUGAAAUCGCCGAGAUCUCGGGCCUGAUCAAGCAGCACCUCGGCCGCGGCCAGGCCUUUUGGAACCCGGGCUUGGGCCAGCACCCCCAGGAGGAAAUUUCCCAAAUCCAAUCCCCCCUCGGGGAGGUGCGCCGGAUCGACCUCGACACCGAGGUGGCGGCGACCAACGUCGAGCAGGCGCACAUACAGAUCAAAAAGUUCCAAAAGCACAUCUCGGGCAACCGCUCCCUGAUCAUCAAGUCGUUCCUCGUCCUCUUCUUCUUCAUAGUGCUCUUUGGGACCGUGCUCCGGUGA
Emiliania huxleyi CCMP1516 is the source of this 417-nucleotide messenger RNA. RefSeq lists its product as hypothetical. The record is from RefSeq and is a predicted model, not a curated record. The transcript is spliced from 5 exons. Lineage: Eukaryota; Haptophyta; Isochrysidales; Noelaerhabdaceae. The coding region runs from base 1 to 417 and encodes 138 amino acids.